CAUGAAGGUGGAAGCGGGAGACAACUCCAUGAUCAACCUGUCGGUGCAGCAAGUGCUCAGUCUGUGGGCUCACGGCACCGUCCUUCGCAACCUCACCGAGAUGUGGUACUGGGUUUUCCUCUGGGCUCUCUUCUCCUCUCUCUUUGUCCAUGGUGCUGUGGGAGUAUUAAUGUUUGUGAUGCUGCAGAGGCAUAGGCAGGGGAGGCUGAUCUCUGUCAUUGUGGUCAGCAUUGGAUUUCUGGGUUCUAUAACUGGAGCAAUGAUAACCAGUGCUGCAGUAGCUGGAAUUUACAGAGUAGCAGGAAAGAAUAUGGCUCCCUUAGAAGCUCUUGUCUUUGGUGUUGGACAGACAGUACUGACGUUAAUUAUUUCAUUUUCAAGAAUUCUUGCAACGCUUUGAGACUUACGUAAAAAAGGGGGGGGAGGGGAAUCAACUAGUUUAAAGAAAUCUUUAAUCUGAAGAGAAGCUUCCUGCAAGUGGAUUCAUCACCUUACAAACUUGAAUUUUAGUGCAAGAGAAAGGAAGUGAUAUGGAACAUGCACUAUAAAUCCAGAGGUUCAGUCAAAUGCACAGACUGUCCUCUAGUGUCUGAACUGCUGUACUCCUGCACUGCGCCUUAUGCGCCUUGGUCAGAGUCAAGGGGCAAUCCGCCUGUGUGAAGCUGAAAUAAAGCUCCUUGAAUAGCUGCUGGUCAGGUUAAUGCUUGGUGAUGGGGUCCUUGUUGUUAA
Messenger RNA from Phaethon lepturus (White-tailed tropicbird), 729 nucleotides. RefSeq names its product transmembrane protein 170B (gene TMEM170B). The transcript is spliced from 3 exons. Gene Ontology annotation, cellular component: plasma membrane. The coding region runs from base 2 to 400 and encodes 132 amino acids. Gene Ontology annotation, biological process: negative regulation of canonical Wnt signaling pathway. The record is from RefSeq and is a predicted model, not a curated record. Lineage: Eukaryota; Metazoa; Chordata; Aves; Phaethontiformes; Phaethontidae.